This is a messenger RNA of Indicator indicator, 1460 nucleotides long. RefSeq names its product growth arrest specific 8 (gene GAS8). Gene Ontology annotation, biological process: flagellated sperm motility. Gene Ontology annotation, cellular component: microtubule; motile cilium; Golgi apparatus. Gene Ontology annotation, molecular function: microtubule binding; small GTPase binding. The coding region runs from base 70 to 1431 and encodes 453 amino acids. The transcript is spliced from 10 exons. The record is from RefSeq and is a predicted model, not a curated record. NCBI's taxonomy places the organism in Eukaryota, Metazoa, Chordata, Aves, Piciformes, Indicatoridae.
AAGAAAGUUGAGAAAAAAGGGAAAGGGACAAAAGCCCCAGCAGUGGUGGAUGCCCUGUCCCCCCAGGACAUGAGCAAGGAGGAGCUGGAGAAGCAUGUCGUGCGUCUCCGGGAGGAGCUGGAGCGGGAGCGGGAAGAGCGGAACUAUUUCCAGCUGGAGCGGGACAAGACUCACUCCUUCUGGGAAAUCACCCGGCGGCAGCUGGAGGAGAAGAGGGCAGAGCUGCGCAACAAGGACCGCGAGCUGGAGGAGGCUGAGGAGCGGCAUCAAGUGGAGAUCAAGGUUUACAAGCAGAAGGUGAAGCACUUGUUGCAUGAACACCAGGAAAACCUCGCUGAGCUGAAAGUGGAGGGCAUGGUGUCCAUGAAACGGGCCCAGGAGAAUCACUGGGCCCAGGAGAUGGAGCUGUGGAAGGACAUGCGCUCCUUGAAAGUGGAGCUGAAGGAGCAGGAGCUGGCCAAGGAGGUGGUGGUGAAGGACAUGAACCUGAAGCAAGAGGAGGAGAUCACCCAGCUGCGCAAUGACUUUGAGAGACAGGUGAAAGAGAUCGAAUCUCGGUACGCCGAGAAGAUGCAGGCUCUGCAGGAAGAGCUCGACUUGAGGAGGAAGACUGAGAUCCACGAGGUGGAGGAGAGGAAGAACCACCACAUCAGUGAGCUGAUGAGAAACCAUGAGAAAGCCUUUAAUGACCUCAAGAGCUACUACAAUGACAUCACCCUCAAUAACCUGGCGCUCAUCAACUUGCUGAAGGAGCAGGUGGAAGAGAUGAAGAAGAAAGAGAAUCACCUGGAAAAAGAGAAGGCAGAUGUGCUGCUGGAGAACAAGCAGCUGAAGGAGCCUCUGCAGCAGGCCCAGGAGCAGGUGGCUGAGCUACAGAAGAAGUUGGUUCACUAUGACAAGGACAAGGAGUCCCUGAUGAACACCAGAGCCCGUCUGAAAGUCACCCAGAAGGAGCUGAAGGAUCUUCAGUGGGAACAUGAAGUGCUGGAGCAGAGGUUCAGUAAGGUGCAGUCGGAGCGGGAUGAGCUCUAUCAGAAGUUCACCAAAGCCAUUCAAGAGGUGCAGCAGAAGACUGGCUUCAAGAACCUGCUGCUGGAGCGCAAGCUGAAAGGUCUCAUGGGAGUCCUGGAGAAGAAGGAGGUGGAGCUCAGUGAGGUUCUUGCAGCCUCCAACCUGGAGCCAGGUGCCGUCUCCUUGGUCUCGCACAAGCUGGAGGAUGUCCUCAAUUCCAAGAAUGCCACCAUCAAGGACCUGCAGUUCCAGCUAGCCCGAGUCUGCAAGGCACAUGAUGACAUGCUGCAGACCUUCGAGGCAAAGCUGAUGGCCUUUGGGAUCCCUCUGGACAACCUAGGCUUCAAGCCACUGGCCAGCCCCACACUGGGGAGGGCUGUGGGGCAGGGCCCUGCCGGGCUUGUCGCUACACCUACCUGAUGCCAACUGGCACCCAAGGAGACCCACCG